GAUCAGUGAAGCUAUUGGUGUCCUUUUGUCUACUCGGGAUUUCCUUAAUCUACGUUGUGUGUCAAGGGCUAUGGAAUCACUCUUUACCAGCUCUGCCUUCUGACGAUCAAGAUUCGGCAUUAAUGGAGAGCGCGGGUUUUUUCGGACUACUAUUCAAAGCACUAAAGGAGAUGCUAACUGGAGACUUCUUUACCACUCUACCUGUAAACUCCCCCGCACUGGUUGGUUCAAGUCUGAAAUCAGGAUGUGGGGGGCAUUGCGAUGGCUCCGAGAUGCAUAUUUAGCCAGAUUCCCCGGGAAGAGAGGUUUGAGGCCACUGGACUUUCGCGGCCGGGUCCUUCAGCAUUACCACAAUGCUAGCUGGCGAAAUAUGCAUGUCGAGCGAAUUGAUAUCACACCGUUUCUCAGUGGGAUCGUUGUAUCAGUUCUUCGAGAUACUAUAGACGUGUGCAUUACCGGGAUGGAGUUCAUCUCUGACGACCAUCCCAGUCUCAUGCUUGGCUAUUCGACUCCGGGAGCAAAGCCUGCUACCAAGGAGACAUAGCGAAGUGGAAUUAAGUCGUGUCGUGAUUAUGAGUAUCCCGGAAUACAGGUUAUGGUCAAAGUCACUAGCUUGAGAGGGUUUAAUGUCCGACGUGGGCCAAAUGGAGUCUAUGGGAUUGAUAUCAUUCAAGAACCUGACGACCCCUAUUAUAUCGGGACUGCUCCUUGUUUUUAGCUAAUGAUGACCUGGGACAGGAUCGUAG
Molecule: messenger RNA, 746 nt
Organism: Aspergillus wentii DTO 134E9
Lineage: Eukaryota; Fungi; Ascomycota; Eurotiomycetes; Eurotiales; Aspergillaceae
Exons: 2
Coding region: 245-544 (99 amino acids)
Source: RefSeq, a predicted model, not a curated record